Molecule: messenger RNA, 2070 nt
Organism: Thalassophryne amazonica
Lineage: Eukaryota; Metazoa; Chordata; Actinopteri; Batrachoidiformes; Batrachoididae
Gene: selenoo1
Product: selenoprotein O1
Source: RefSeq, a predicted model, not a curated record
AUGUCUUAUUUAGGAGCGGCGUCCGUCUUCCGCCCCGGUCUGACCGUCUUUAGGCUCCUGAGUGCCGUCGGAAUGGAGGACAUGGGUCCGGCUCUGAGUCGGUCCCCGCUGGAGCGGCUAUGUUUCGAUAACGUCGCGCUGCGGAAGCUCCCCGUGGAGCCGUCCGAGGAGCUGGGGGUGCGGCAGGUGAAAGGAGCCUGUUUCUCUCGGGUGAAGCCGCAGCCUUUGGUCAAGCCUCGCUUCGUGGCUGUUUCGGACGGAGCCCUGGCCUUACUGGGGCUCAGAGGAGAGGAGGUCUGGAACGACCCUCUCGGACCGGAAUACCUCAGCGGCUCCAGGGUCGUGCCCGGUUCCGAGCCCGCUGCUCACUGCUACUGCGGACACCAGUUCGGCCAGUUCGCCGGGCAGCUGGGCGACGGAGCAGCCUGCUACCUCGGGGAGGUCAAAGUUCCAGCUGGCCAGAAACCUGAAGUCCUGCGGGAGAACCCGAGCGGCCGCUGGGAGAUUCAAGUGAAGGGAGCUGGACUGACCCCGUACUCCAGACAAGCAGAUGGCCGUAAGGUCCUGCGUUCCAGUAUAAGAGAGUUCCUGUGCAGCGAGGCAAUGUUCUUCCUGGGUGUGCCGACUACCAGAGCAGGAUCCGUCGUGACCUCUGACAGCAGGGUCAUGCGUGAUGUGUACUACAGUGGACACCCUUGCCUUGAGAGAUGCUCCGUGGUUCUCCGCAUUGCUCCCACCUUCCUCAGGUUUGGAUCCUUUGAGAUCUUUAAGCAGGCAGACGAAUACACAGGCUGCCAGGGUCCCAGCUAUGGUUGCGAUGAGAUCCGAGGUCAGAUGAUGGAUUAUGUCAUUGAGAUGUUCUACCCAGACAUCCAGCAAUAUUACCCAGACAGAGUGGAGAGGAACGUGGCAUUCUUCAGAGAGGUGAUGCUUCGUACAGCUCGUCUUGUGGCUCAGUGGCAGUGUGUGGGCUUCUGCCAUGGGGUCUUGAACACAGACAAUAUGAGCAUCCUGGGACUGACACUGGACUAUGGACCGUAUGGCUUCAUGGACAGGUUCGAUCCUGAUUUCAUUUGCAAUGCUUCGGAUAACUCUGGCCGCUACUCUUAUCAGGCCCAGCCGGCUAUAUGCAGGUGGAACCUGGUGAAACUUGCAGAAGCUCUCGCUCCAGAGCUUCCACCAGACCGGGCCAAGGCUGUUAUGGAAGAGUAUCAGGGUCUCUAUAAUGUUUACCAGGAAAUCAUGAGGAAGAAGUUGGGUUUGCUUAAGAAGGAGGAGCCUGAGGAUGAGAGCUUGAUCACUGAACUCCUGCAGACCAUGCACAACACAGGUGCUGACUUCACAAACACCUUUCGUACCUUGAGUCAGAUUUCCUGUCCCAUCAAAGGAGAAGGUGAAGGAGAAGAGAGCCUUGUCAACCAAGCCACAGACCUCCUGCUUCAACAGUGUGCAUCUAUAGAAGAGCUCAAGGCUGCCAACAAACCCACGAUGGAUCCACGUGAGCUGGCGAUGCUGCUGUCUCUGGCUCAGAGCAGUCCAGCCCUGUUUCAGAUGAUCUCAGACAGAAUGACAAUAGCAAGACAGCUAGAGAGGCUCAGCAAAAUGAAAGAGUUAAUGGACAGCAGCCAGGAAGAGCUGAAGAGCAAACAAGCUGAGGAGUGGACCAGCUGGGUUACACGAUACAGGAAACGUCUGUCCCGGGAGCUGGAAGGUCAGAGCGACGUGCAGGCUGUGCAGGAGGAGAGGCUGAUGGUGAUGGACGGCACCAACCCACGUGUGGUUCUCAGGAAUUAUAUUGCCCAGAAUGCAAUUGAGGCUGCUGAGAACGGAGACUUUUCUGAGGUCCAGCGGGUCCUCAAAGUCUUGGAGAAGCCUUUCAGUUCUCAGCCAGGUCUGGAGCUUCCAGCAUGGGUUGGCCGAGGAGGGGAAAGGGAGCAAGGAGAGAGGGAUGAAGGAGAGGAUCAACAGCAAGCAGCAGCGUCGACAUCAGUGUCGACAUCAGUGACCAAGAAUCCUGUUCCCUACGACAGCAAACCCCCAAGUUGGGCUCAUAAAAUUUGUGUCACCUGA